CUGACACUGAUGGGCGGGCUGGGCAUUUGGGCACUCCCCAUCCUGCUCGGAGCCUCUUUCUGGCAGGCCUACGAAGGACGAGGCAGCGUUGAAACAGUGAACAGCGCGGAGGAGGCCCCGGAGGGACUUCGGGAAGUGCAAUAUACAGCAACUGAGAAGAAAGACAACCAACAUGGGGGGCUGUGCCGGACAACCUACUGCGGAAGGGGCCGAGAGUGUGUGGUCAGGCAGCUGACGGGCCAGACGGAGUGUGUGUGCCAGGAGAAAUGCCACAGCUCGUUUGUACCCGUCUGCGGUUCUGAUGGGCAUUUCUACGAGAACCACUGUGAGGUGUACCGCGCGGCCUGCCUGCAGAAGAGGAGGAUCUAUGUCGUACACAGCAAAGACUGUUUCUUCAAAGCCGAUACAUGUACCAUGGCCGAGUACAACAAGCUAAAGAACAUGCUGCUGGACAUGCAGCCCAAAGGCUUGAUGAAGGCCGAAGAUACGCUUGCAAAUGCAAUGGACCAGAAGAGGGCCCUGGUUGACACCAUGUUCAAGUAUUUGGAUAUGAAUCAUGAUGGGCGCCUAAGCAGUGAAGAGCUAGCACAGAUCUCCAUGAAGGAGCAUUUGGAGGACAGCUUAUUGGAGUGCACCAUGCAAGACCUGAUGCGAUAUGACGAUUACAACAACGACGGCGUCCUCACCCUGCAGGAGUUCUACACGGCCUUUCAGGUUGUUCAGCUUAGUCUCCCAGAGGAUGAGAGGGUGAGCGUUACCACUGUGACCGUGGGCCUGAGUACAGUGCUGUCCUGCACUAUCCAGGGAACACUGAGGCCACCAAUCAUCUGGAAAAGGAACAGCAUUGUCCUCAACUUUCUGGACCUGGAAGACAUUAACGACUUUGGUGAUGACGGCUCCCUCUACAUUACCAAGGUGACAACCAUCCACAUGGGAAACUAUAGCUGUCACGCAUAUGGCUAUGAGGAGCUGUCCCAGACCCACGUGCUGCAGGUGAAUGUCCCUCCAGUAAUCUUGGUCUACCCAGAGACUCAGGCCCAGGAGCCAGGUGUAGCUGCCAGUUUGCAUUGCCAUGCCGACGGCAUUCCCAACCCUAAACUCACCUGGCUGAAAAAUGGCCUCGAUCUGCAGCCUCAUGGCUCCAAGCAGCUCUCACUCAUUGCUAACGGCAGUGAACUGCACAUCGGCAGCGUGCGCUAUGAAGACACUGGAGCGUACACCUGCAUUGCCAAAAACGAAGUGGGAGUGGACGAAGAUAUCUCCUCUCUCUUCGUAGAAGACUCUGCACGAAAGACAUUGGCGAACAUUCUGUGGCGGGAAGAAGGGCUGAGCGUGGGAAAUAUGUUCUAUGUUUUUUCGGACGAAGGGAUCACGAUACUACAGCCUGGUGACUGUGAGAUUCGUCGACACAUCAAGCGGAGUGAGAGGAUUGUGGCCAGCUAUGAAGAAAUGUGUCCCAAAAGCGAGGGUAUUUCACCUCAGCACUGUGUGUGGGCCUCAGCGGUCAGUGUGAGGGACAAAUACAUCUAUGUCUCCCAGCCUCUUCAGAAGCGACUGUUGGUCAUCGAUACUCAGGCGCAGAAAGUGGUGCAGGCCGUGGAAACAGACCCGGUGCCAGUGAAGCUCUUCUACGACAAGUCCCAUGACCAGGUGUGGGUGCUGAGCUGGGGAGACAUACAGAAGACCCACCCUACCUUACAGGUCAUUGCGCAGGCCAGUGUAGGAGAGCUGCACCACACCAUCCGCACCAAGUUCCAACGGGUAGAGGACUUCUACAUCCCACCCACCAACCUCAUUAUUACUCACGUUAGGUUUGGCUUUGUCUUUUUGAAAGCGGAGGCUGCGGUGCAUAAAAUUGACCUGGAGACCCUCCAUCGCGUCAAGACCAUCAGUUUGAAGAACUAUAGCUGUGUGCCUGCGAGCAUGGCUUAUACUCACUUGAGUGGCUACUACUUCAUCCAGUGCCAAGGGAAGAACAAUUCCAGCCCACAGCUUCUGGUUGACAGUGUUACUGAUGCCGUCAUUGGGCCUAACCGUGGUGUCACCGGACAUCCUUUUGUGUCACCAGACGGUCGCUAUGUGGUCACACCAGACAAUGGGAACAGCAAGCUUCAAAUUCAGACCAUCUCAUUCCAGGGUGAACUUCAGUUAGGCCCAAAGUUGGACGUCCCAGCUCCUGUAUCAGACUUGGUUUUCCAGCCAUCUUUUGCUGAGUCCAACCAGUAUGUGACGGUCACCUCCUCGGCUCAGGGUUCUGACCUCCUCUUUUCCAACCUGUCCACGGGGGCGAGCAAAGUGGUCAGGAGCCUCAAAGAGCCGCUUCCAGCCAAACACUGGCCUUGGGGCAGUGCCAACAGAGUGGUGGUAUCCAGUGGCCUGUUUGGGCAGUAUUUGGUCACACCUUCAGCGGAGUCACUGUUUGUUCUGGACGGCAGACAGAGCAGCCUUCACUGUGAGGUGUCAGACAUCAAGCGAGGAAACACAGUGGUCUGGAUCGGCGAGGUAUGAGCCAUGGACCGCUGGCCGGUUCCGCGCCCAUCGGCGUUGGCCAGUCAGGCCAAUGCCACGGAACACUUUCGAAUGGACAUAAGUGGACUCAACCCUGGGACUGAGCGAGAGGAACACACACGGGUUACUGUAAGAAAAGUACACACACACACAAAAUAGAGUAAUUGACAUCUAUUAAGGAACCUAUUACGUUAAGAGGGAUUGGGUGAUGAUGCCCUUCAGUGCAACAGUGAUCUAUGAGCACUCACCCAGCCAAGAGAUGUACAUUUUUUUGCACUUCCUUGUAACACAGAUAUAGUAAGUUAAGCAAAACAAGAAAGGAUAGAUGACAAACCUUUUGAAAAUGAACUAUGCACAAAGCUAAUAUUAAUUUCUUUAGACUUCAGCAUUUUGUUUUGUUUUUCCCAGGAUGUCUGUCUAUCACCAAUGCUGCAUAUAGUCACUAUAAGAAAUAUGUCUGUCAAAUGAAAAUGUGUCUUUUUGAAACUACGUUCUGUCUCUUGCUAGUGAACAUGAUAGUGUCUGUCUGCCUUGUCAAAACGUUUUCUUACUAGACUCAAAUCAAUGGUUUGUUACACAGUCUUCAGUCUCCAUUAAGAAUGUUCAUAUUCCACCAAGUUCUGUUGGUUAUUCAUUCAUUAAAAAGCAAAAA
Colossoma macropomum (tambaqui) is the source of this 3160-nucleotide messenger RNA. RefSeq names its product follistatin-like 4 (gene fstl4). Gene Ontology annotation, biological process: multicellular organism development; regulation of BMP signaling pathway; cell differentiation. NCBI's taxonomy places the organism in Eukaryota, Metazoa, Chordata, Actinopteri, Characiformes, Serrasalmidae. The transcript is spliced from 15 exons. Gene Ontology annotation, molecular function: calcium ion binding; protein binding. The record is from RefSeq and is a predicted model, not a curated record. The coding region runs from base 10 to 2508 and encodes 832 amino acids.